Messenger RNA from Caenorhabditis elegans, 729 nucleotides. RefSeq names its product Protein anoxia up-regulated-like (gene C50B8.5). The record is from RefSeq and is marked reviewed. NCBI's taxonomy places the organism in Eukaryota, Metazoa, Nematoda, Chromadorea, Rhabditida, Rhabditidae. The coding region runs from base 79 to 654 and encodes 191 amino acids. The transcript is spliced from 5 exons.
AAGAAAUCGAAAUAUUCAAGUCUUUCUACCCUCUAGAUUCGUCAGUAUAUUUUUGAAAUUUUACGAAAAUCGAGAGAAAUGGGUGCAGAUGAGGAGAUUCAGAAUAUCUACUACAGUAUCUACAAUAUUAAUUUGACUUUGGUUAAUCUCGACCAAGGACUCGGUCAACUCGUUGACGGCAUGAAUUUUGGUCUCGGGGUUUUCGACCAACAUGUCAAUAUGGUUGUGAGGCAGGUGAAUGAUGUACAGAACAAUGUCAACUCAAAACUUACAUUGUUUCCAAGUGAAUGGCUUUACCUCCUCGUGCUCAUGCUUAUUGUUCUAAUACUUCUUGGUCUUGUUGGUUAUCUUCUUUAUUAUAUUGUCAACUACAUUCUUAAUCGACAUGAUAGAUAUGAAGAAUAUCGAAUGUGGUAUUUAAAAAAUGUAAUGAAACAAGAUGAUGUCGAUUGGGAAGAAGAUGAUGAGUUUGCUGAAGGAUUUUAUUCAUUAAGUGAUGACACUCCGCCACCGACUUAUAGUGAAUAUGUACAGACUGCUGAUUUAUAUGCAAAUUAUCAUGAUGAAGUAGAAGCUCAAAGGAAGUCAAAUCAGUUUAGCUCGCGUGUUGGGCGACCUCGUGGAACGGGAGACGAGUAUUCGACAUUAAUCUAACCAAAAAUGUUGAUUAUUUUAUUACGGGUUAAACAAUUUUGAAGUUAUUGAAUAAAUGAAACAUGUGACAUUUAA